UGCCAAGGUGAAAGAAGAAGCGCCUGGGCAACUCCCAAUCUAACUGCUUCUUGUAGGCAACACCGCGUGGGCGGUCUGCAGAGCUGCGUUGCUGCAGGAACAAAGAGAUCGACAAAUGCCUCCCCUUGACGUCCCCAGACCAGGAGGUUAUAAAGAAGUGGCGAGUAGGGGAAGUAGCUUGCGGGUGUGCUCGCUGUGGGAGCACGCCGGGGCCCCUGCGUGCAGGGAACUAGAGAUUCUCAGUGGGUGGAGGUGAGGCACUAGAAGCAAAGCAAGCUUGCAGCACAGCUGGAAGACACAGCAGGCUCUGCACUGAAGAAGCCUUUUGAAAAGCUCAGUCAGGAGCUGGAGAGAAGGCUGGCUCAGGAUGAAUGAGCUGAAGCUCGCUGUGCUGGGCAGUAGAGGAGCCGGCAAGUCUGCCCUAACAGUGAGAUUCCUAACCAGGCGUUUCAUUGGAGAAUAUGCUUCUAAUUCUGAGUGCAUCUACACUAAACAUUUUUGUCUGGAUGGGAGGCAAAUGAACUUGGAAAUUUAUGACCCUUGUUCACAGCCACGACAGGGGAAGCUGUCCCUUACUGAUGAACUCCACUGGGCUGACGGAUUUGUCAUUGUGUAUGACAUCAGCGAUAGAGCUUCCUUUGCCUUUGCAAAGGCAUUGCUAUACAGGAUACGAGAUUCCCACCUGGCAGCUUGCAAAAGAGUGGUAGAGUCCGCUGUAUUCUUAGUUGGUAACAAGCAGGAUCUAUGCCAUUUGAGAGAAGUAGGCUGGGAUGAAGGACAAAAGCUGGCAAUGGAUAACAAAUGCCAGUUCUGUGAACUGUCUGCAGCCGAACAUUGUCAGGAAGUGAUGACCAUGUUCACAAAAGUCCUAAGAACCAUCAUCACAAACUUCAAAAUGAAGGAAAAGAGAAGACCCAGUGGUUCAAAGUCAAUGGCCAAACUAAUUAACAACAUGUUUGGGAAGAGGAGGAAGUCUGUGUAGUGGAUGUCCAGGCCCAUGGAAACCAUUGAACAAUGAUACACUGUAAUAUUGCAACAGUAGGCCAUAUGCAAUGCUUGGACUCAGCCAAUGAGUACAUGUGUUUAAAAGGUCUCCAUUUGAAGGGAUGAUAUGUCACUACAAACCAAAGAUGAUUGGCGGUAUGGGCCAAUAGACAGAGUACUGCACUGGGAUUCAGAAGACCUGGAUUCUAUUUACAGCACUACCCUGGACCUUGGCAAGUUUCUUCAUCUAUCUGAGCCUCUGUUUGCCCUCUCAGCCUGUGUCUUCUCUAUUUAGAGUGUAAGCUCUUAAAAGGACUGUCUUUUACUACCUUGUAGAGUGCCUACCAACAAUGGGGCCUUAAUCUUGGUUGUAGAUUCUAGGUGUUACUGUAAUAUUAAUAAUUUUUUUCCAAUGAACUCAGCCUCCCUGUACCUUGCUGAACAAUAGCCCAACUUCAGAAUUCCAAGAUUUAUCUGUAACGGCAAUUGCACUAAUUGAAACCAGGAUUGGUACUUUGUGAUAUUGCACUUGCAAGUAAAUGAGUGGAGGAUAAUUAAUGCCUGACUUUCAGGGCUUUCUUCCCCUGAAAAGCUGCCAAGAGUAGGGAAUCAGAUAAAUGAGGUCAUCAGCUGUCACCCAUUUUGGUCUUCCUGCUGGAGCUUGAUGGGAGGAAGUAUGGUCCAGCGGAUAGGAAACUGGAAUGGGAGUUAAGAACCUUGGGCUCACUUUGGCUGUUCUGUUGACUUGCUGUGUGACCUUGGACAAGGUCUUUUUGGGUGAAAUUUACUCCUAUGCAUCAAUUUUAUCUUCCCUGGCCACCUGGGUAUUUGAAUCCAUGAUUUCACGCUUCAGAGGUGGAAGCCAAUCCCUUACACCAUCUUUCACUCCUAUGUAGCUGGCCAGUACAGCCAAUGUACCACUGAAAUCCAACUUAAGAACUCAGGCCAAGAUCGUCAAAAGUAUUUAGGCACCUAACUCCCAUGGAUCUCUGCCCUCAAUUUGGUCCUCUGCAUAGGGGUGAUUUUCACCCUCCAUGCCUCAGUUUUCUUAUCAGCAAUAUGGGUAUAAUGAUUGUCUAUGUACUCUAUUUUAUUUAGGAGUAGGAUCUGAAAAGCCCCUAAGUAAGGAGCACAAGUUUGACUGGGUUUCAAAGUCAGACUUUCAAUGGACUUGUGGUCCUAACUGCCAUGCUCAUUUUAAAACUUAUAUUCAUCACCAUGGUAAUGAAAUGCCUUUGUAAAGCACUUUGAUUUGUAUAGAUAGUGCUAUAGAAGUGUCUUAUUUUUUCCCACACAGGUGCUGAACAUUAGGCACAGGAGUCUAAAUAUUUAAGGAACAGAAAAUCAGGCUCCUUACUGCAUACUUAGGCACCCAUAUCUGAAUGUUUCUGCUUGUACAAAAAUUAUGAAGGGAAAAGUAAGUGGUCUGAAGAUGACUGACUUUCUCCCAUACUGGUUCCAACUAGGGUGACCAGAUAUCCCAAUUUUAUAGGUACAGUCCCAAUUUUGGUUUUUUUUUCCAGAUUUACAGUCUGAUCACCUUAGUUCCAACAGAGCCUAAGGGUACAUCUACCAGCCUCCCAGCACAAGCAGACAGACUUGCAUUAGUGGGCUUGAACUCCUGUACUGAAAAGAGGGUGGAUGUUGCGGCUUGGGCUGCAGCUAGGGUUCUCAAGCCCACCCAACCCCCUGCAGUCAAGCUAAGGGGGCUAUCUUGAGUCUCUGCUGGAGCUGCAAAUUCAUGAUGCUUUUAGUUUGAGCCACAUGAGCAAGAGUCUGUCCACUCAAGCUGAGAGGUUUGCGCCCAGCUGCUGUGUGGCCAUACCCAAAGAUGCAAUUUCCAAAAGAACCCCCAAAAACAAACAAACAAACCCCCCUCAGCAUUGUGGCCUAACUCUGGUCCCACUGAAGUCAACAAGCAGAGUUAGGGCAAUGCUGAGUGCUUUUGAUAAUUCCAUGCAAAUAAGUAGAAAGCUUCUUUAACGAAAUAUAAAUGUUAUUUGUACAUGCUAAAAAUACUGUGACUAAAGAGCAUCACUUGUUGAAAAGAUCGUCUUAUUUCACACAGUUAUAGCUUUUAAAAUUGCAAAUAAUGGAAUUUAUUGCUCAGAAUGUUGGCAGGCUCAUCGCUAUUUUACAUCCAAGCAGACUUUACCCUACUGUAUCAAGGGUGAUUUAUAUAAGGGUAUAUAUUGGAAUCAGAGAGAUUGAUUUUAAAGCACUGAUCUAUUAAAUGACGCAAACACCACUCCUCCAAACUCUCUUAGAUGGCAGCUUUAUUGUAGUCUGUCAAUCUGCUGUGACAAAGUUCCUCUUCUACCUUGGUGGGUCCUGUGCUUGUUGGCAGAUUUGCUCACCUCACAGAUUC
Messenger RNA from Chelonoidis abingdonii (Abingdon island giant tortoise), 3352 nucleotides. It is a transcript of the gene RERGL, whose product is annotated as RERG like. The record is from RefSeq and is a predicted model, not a curated record. Gene Ontology annotation, molecular function: GTP binding; GTPase activity. Lineage: Eukaryota; Metazoa; Chordata; Testudines; Testudinidae.